UUGCAGCCCCCGUUAAAAGCUGGGGGUAAUCCGUUGUUUUUUUUUUUUUUUUUUUUUUUUUUUCUUAAUUAAUUUCCGUCGGCUCGCGCCGCAGCGGCGGCAUCAUGGGGCUGCCGGCGCUGGAGUUCAGCGAGUGCUGCCUGGACAGCCCGCAGUUCCGGGAGCGGCUCCGCUCGCACGAGGCCGAGCUGGAGAAGACCAACAAGUUCAUCAAGGAGCUCAUCAAGGACGCCAAGUCGCUCGUCGCCGCCCUCAAGAAUCUGUCGUCAGCCAAGCGCAAGUUCGCCGACUCCCUCAACGAGUUUAAAUUCCGCUGCAUCGGCGACGCUGAGACGGACGACGAGAUCUGCAUAGCCAAGUCCCUGCAGGAGUUCGCCACGGUGCUGCGGAACCUGGAGGACGAGCGGAUGCGCAUGAUCGAGAACGCCAGCGAGGUGCUGAUCACGCCGCUGGAGAAGUUUCGCAAGGAGCAGAUUGGCGCCGCUAAGGACGCCAAAAAGAAAUACGACAAGGAAACUGAGAAGUACUGCGGUGUCCUAGAAAAGCACUUAAACUUGUCUUCCAAGAAGAAGGAAUCCCAGCUUCAGGAGGCAGACAGCCAGGUGGACCUGGUUCGGCAGCAUUUUUACGAAGUCUCCCUGGAGUACGUCUUCAAGGUGCAGGAGGUCCAGGAGAGGAAGAUGUUUGAGUUCGUGGAACCCCUGCUGGCCUUCCUGCAGGGGCUUUUUACCUUCUACCACCAUGGCUACGAGCUUGCGAAGGAUUUCAGUGAUUUCAAGACGGAGCUGACCAUCAGCAUCCAGAACACAAGAAAUCGUUUUGAAGGAACAAGGUCAGAGGUUGAAUCGCUGAUGAAGAAGAUGAAGGAGAAUCCUCACGAGCACAAAAACCUCAGCCCUAACACGAUGGAGGGUUAUCUCUACGUCCAGGAGAAACGUCACUUCAGUACGGCCUGGGUGAAGCAUUACUGCACAUACGAGCGGGAAUCCAAGCGGAUAAUGAUGGUGCCAUUCGACCAGAAAUCUGGAGGAAAAGCGGGAGAAGACGAAGCUGUUACCCUCAAAUCUUGCACACGGCGGAAAACCGACUCAAUCGAGAAGAGAUUUUGCUUUGAUGUGGAAGCCGUCGACCGGCCUGGCGUGAUCACCAUGCAGGCACUUUCGGAAGAGGACCGAAGGCUUUGGAUGGAGGCAAUGGAUGGCCGGGAGCCGGUCUACAACUCGAACAAGGACAACCAAAGCGAAGGCACCGCCCAGUUGGAUAAUAUCGGCUUCAGCAUUAUCAAGAAAUGCAUACAUGCUGUUGAAACAAGAGGGAUCAACGAGCAAGGGCUCUACCGAAUCGUUGGAGUAAACUCUAGAGUUCAAAAGCUGUUGAGCAUAUUAAUGGAUCCAAAAACAGCCACUGAAACAGAAACCGAGAUCUGUGCAGAAUGGGAGAUAAAGACCAUUACUAGUGCACUGAAAACUUACCUGAGAAUGCUUCCGGGGCCACUCAUGAUGUACCAGUUUCAAAGAAGCUUCAUCAAAGCAGCAAAACUGGAGAAUCAGGAAUCCAGGGUGUCAGAGAUCCACAGCCUUGUUCAUCGGCUCCCGGAGAAAAACAGGCAGAUGCUGCACUUGCUCAUGAACCACUUGGCAAAAGUUGCAAAUAACCACAAGCAGAACCUGAUGACUGUUGCUAAUCUGGGUGUGGUGUUUGGGCCAACUCUGCUUCGACCCCAAGAGGAAACAGUCGCUGCCAUUAUGGACAUCAAGUUUCAGAACAUUGUGAUUGAAAUUCUAAUAGAAAACCAUGAGAAGAUAUUUAACACUGUGCCGGAGACCCCGCCGUCGAACUCACAGCUGCUGCUAUCUCGCAAGAAGAGCACGGACUCGAAGCCUCCCUCGUGCAGCGAGCGGCCCCUGACCCUCUUCCACACGGCGCAGCCCAACGAGAAGCAGGAGAAUAGGAACAGUAUCAUCAACUCCAGCCUGGAAUCCGUCGUAUCCUCAAAUGCAAACAGCUUCCUCAACUCCAACAGCUCUCCCCAGCCCAACCUGAACUCAAGUGAUCUUGAACUAGAAGUAAUUAAACCCAACAGGCCAAAUUCACUGGAGAGCCCCUCACAAAGUCCUCAAGAAUAAUAAGAAGGGAAAAAACAGGUCCAGAUGACAUUUGCUUUCGGCAGACAACAGGCAGCAGCCAACAUUUCCAAAAAGUCCAUCACCACCUCUGCUAUUCCCAUGAGAAACAGAAAGGAAAUUGGACCCUACACGAAAACUGUUCUCCAAAUACAGAGGCCUCAUUAGUCUGAUCACUCAAAUGCGCCUACUUCUCCAACAAAACAGGACUUGGGCCUUGCAAUCACGUAACUCAGCAAGGUGAUACUUGAGCAGUAUCUUUGAAAAUAAGUGCUGGUGUUUGACUGGAAGGAGAUAAGCCCUUGGCGCUCAUCACAGACACGAGGUCUGUAGGCGCUUGGGAGGGCCAGCUCAGGUGGGAUCCUGAGAAGUCCAUUUGUUCUUCUUGAGGCAACGCACUGGAAAGACUUGCAGAGGAGGAUGACGAGGUGAGCAGAGGUGGCUCAGUCAUCAUAGGACCAUCUCUUCUGUGAGUAACUUGAUUGAAACGGGAUCAUCUUAAUACUUAAAGACCAGCAUGAUGUCAUUAUUUAAUGUAUCUCUCAGUUGUUUUGGUGGGCAUGGAGAGUGUUUUCUUUGCCACCCAGAACCCAAAGCUACCAAAAUCCUGCUGCAAAUUAUUGGUAGCUUCUUAGAUAAAGGCUGGCUUGAGAGCCAGGUUCUUGCUGCAACACUUCUUACUGCAACACUGCAGAAGUAAUUCUCUUCUCUGAGAAUCAUUUGAUUGCACUAUGCACCGUAAUCAUAGUAGACUGAGCAGUUGGUGAGGCUGUGAUAGAGCUGACUUUUACAGUUAGCAAGAGCUGCAUUCUUUUAAAAUGAUUUCAUCUCAAAACACGUGUUGGGAAUUUGUGGUCCCGGUGUGCCGUGCAGUUGGAUGGGUGCUCUUCCAGACGUGCAGCGAGGAGGAGCGGGGGCUGGUGGUGGAGGCUGACCGGCUAGGCAGUACACGGCCCCACUGCACUCAGCGAGAUGUCCUCUUGCACCCGGAACCCUCUGCCCAUAGAGCAGGGCUGCCUGCUGGUGUCGGUGGCCGACAGGGGCAUAAGCCUGGCCGUGUAUCGGUCACCGUGUCACCACCCCACUCCAGGGCACCUCCCGACCAUGGGCAAAGCGCCUCUUUGGAAAAGGCUACGCUGUGCGUUUGCUUGUUCUGUCUUGCCCUGCCUGGGGCUUUUGUGGUCCCUUGGGGACGUCUGCCUGCCGGGUUUGUCGCCGGCAAGAAGAGGAGCUGGUGUCUGGAGGCGUCCAAGGUGUCUUAGGACUCAUCCUGCUCUGAAGAUGGAACCUCGCUGAAGCAGGGGCUGGGGGCCAAGAGGUCUGUGUCCCAGUGUAAUGCUCCUUGAGAUGGGUAAGUCCAUGUAUGGAGCAGGUCACGGGCACCUCUAAAGAGCUCUUUGGGAUCACCAGGAUGGAGAAGGCUGCGUGAAUGGCGAGUAGCCGUGGUGCGAUGAAGGGCACAGCUGGCAGACCCUCUGCUUCCAGGUGCUAAACCUACACAUCCUCGUUCCGUUUGCACUGCAGACGUGCACCAUCUCGGAGGCUUGCACAGUAGCUUGGCUGUGUAGAGCCAGCAGCCAUUGUGUGCAGGUGUUACAACCAACGGACUUUGGCUUCCAAAAUACCAGCUCCUCGUGCAAUACGAAUAGUGAAGGAGAAGUUCUAGUUCCUGAUGCCCAGAGGAGCGCACCCUCCAUGUCUUCAAAUGGAUCUAACAUGCUCUCUCCAUUAGAGGGCAGAAGCAUGCUUAUGCACAGAUAAAAUAAAACAAAAUUAGGUGCCCUAUGUGCUACAUAACUUGUUGUGUUAAGGACAGGUAGGACAUCAUCACAGAUCGCCAGACAACUACGCCUGCUGGAAAGAAAAAGAAGCAGGAAGAACUGGUGCUUCAAGGGUUAAUUUCUGCGGUUUGGGAUAACUCGGUGGUCUUUGUAGCACCUCCUUCUGUUAAAAGUUGGAAAUAGGCUUCCUAUAUGGUAAACACAAAUGUCUAGCAGAUUUGUUAAAGAUUAACUAAUGCAGGUAAUUACCUAUUUUUCAAAAGACUGACAAUUUUGAUAGAAAAAUACAAAAAGAUUGCUUUUGACUACCGAUAAUUAUGAGGAGGAUGUUGAUUAGAUCUGAGGAGCGGGGUGAACACUAAAUAUGAGGUGAAUUAUUUGAGUACUCCUGUUAGUAUUCUGCCUAUUGUAUUACAAGCCUCUGUGAAAGUUGUGAUGCACUGCUGUAUUUCUAUACACAUGUAAUCCUCUGAAGUAAUAAAGGAAUUGCCUGUAAUUACACGGGGAAAUUGUUGCUUUCUGUUCAAUUCGGUGACACAGCUUCUGCAAGCAGUAGAGAAGCCAAGAGUUUGCCCUUAACCAGAUACGGACUGCAGGGGAGUUCAGGCCAAAAAUGUAACCUUCUUUAGUGUCCUCUUGGUGCCAGUUGUGGUGGGGAUAUUUAUGACACGGCCACUUUCUCCGUAGGAAUUGGGCCAAACCGACAGAGUUGUCCCUUCAGGUCCGAGUAGGCCCGGAGAGCCCGCCAGGCGCUGGAGCGGUGACCUUCUGCUGUUGGGAUCUAAAAGUUACUGAACGAUUAUGGGCUAACCCAUAACCCGUUUUACGGAGACUUCAUCUUUUUAUUAAAGGUUUGGAGGCGCCUGGGAGCCCCCUGGGUGGCCUCAGCACGGCUCAUCCCUCCCGGGGAUGGGAAUGGGGACAGGGACGGCCUGGCCUGGGGGCUUCAGGGCCGCACCCUGUCCCUGCCUCAUCACAGACCUGCGUGACCAGGGGUGCCACCCCUCUCUGAGCAAGAAGGCAUAAAUCAUGAUUGCUUUUACAAAACUUCUUGUUUUUACAGGGGCAUUUGCAGUGCUGAGAAUUUUUUCUGGUGUUUUUUAUCAGGGACAAAGUUUACGAUCUGAAUUAGAUGGAGAAUACAGAUGGGUUGAUAAACAUACAAACAGUAGAAGAUGAAUCAGACUCAAACUAGUGUUUUAGUGCAAUAAUUGCUUUUCAAUGAACCUCAGAAUGACCUAAAUAUAACAGUUUUGCAGGAAACAGACUUUUCUCACUUGACUUCUGCAUGCAAUUGCUAAUUCAGUAACUUGAUUUCACUUCAGUUGACAGCAAUAACUUAAAGGAAAAGUGAAGAAUCUAGAGCUAAUAGUCAAGAGCAGUUUGGAUGAGGGGAAGAGAGUUCCUCGAUGUAAAACACAAAAACAAAGCAAUUAAACCUUUACAGUGCUGCGAUUUCAUAAGCACCGCAGGAGCACUGAAGCGUCGGUCACCUCGACGUGAGCCGGUUACGUGGCCGCAGAAGUAGCUGGCUCGCACCGGGGUCCUGGCGCUCCCCGUGAUGGGCACACCCCGGAGCGCUCAGCGGGUCCAGCACAGGCACAGCCCCUGCAGCCAGCGCCCUGUGGCUGUUUUCUCUCGCCUCUUCCUGCUGGGAGAAAGCAGGUUAUCCUUGCCUCAGCUUUGCUUGUCGCCGAGGUGGUAUGCGGCUGGCAGCCGCUGGGACCCCCUCAGGCGUGCAAACAGGCAGCGGUGCUUGGCACUGCAGGUGGUGGCCCAGAGAAAAGCCUUCUAGAGCCAGACAUGGCAGCAACCAAAAUAAAAAUGGAGCAUGGAGGCUGCUCGCAGGCCUCGUUCAGGUAUGGAAACGCGGUCAGCCAUUUCUGGCAGCAGUGGGGAAACAAACCAAAGCAGGUAAGGUGCUGGGAAGGCAGCAGUGGCGAGCAGCCCGACGGCCCUCCACACACGAGGUGUCGGGCUCGCCUGGAUGUGGUGAUGGAGAGGGGUUAACUGAAAGAUCCAGCUCUUGUUGUCCAGAGAAAUGCAGAUCUAGCCUUGAAACAUUUCCCAAGGUCUUGGCACUUCAUUUCGUAGCUGUGUCUCAUGCUCUGAAUAUUCCCAAGGCACUCGCUAUCGUCGGAUGUCGUCUGACUGUCUCUCAGUUGCUGUUUGUUUCUGUGGUUGCACGUUGAUAAGGUAUCUGGUUAUG
Messenger RNA from Cygnus olor (mute swan), 6113 nucleotides. RefSeq names its product Rho GTPase activating protein 26 (gene ARHGAP26). The coding region runs from base 105 to 2126 and encodes 673 amino acids. The record is from RefSeq and is a predicted model, not a curated record. Gene Ontology annotation, molecular function: GTPase activator activity; protein binding. Gene Ontology annotation, cellular component: cytoplasm. The transcript has 21 exons. Gene Ontology annotation, biological process: signal transduction. NCBI's taxonomy places the organism in Eukaryota, Metazoa, Chordata, Aves, Anseriformes, Anatidae.